This is a messenger RNA of Coccidioides posadasii C735 delta SOWgp, 1419 nucleotides long. RefSeq lists its product as uncharacterized. Gene Ontology annotation, biological process: positive regulation of ATP-dependent activity; protein folding. Gene Ontology annotation, molecular function: protein-folding chaperone binding; ATPase activator activity. Gene Ontology annotation, cellular component: cytosol. The record is from RefSeq and is a predicted model, not a curated record. Lineage: Eukaryota; Fungi; Ascomycota; Eurotiomycetes; Onygenales; Onygenaceae.
AUUCAAUCGUACUUGAAGACAUCUGACAUUGCCCCCUUUUUUUUUUUUACUUGGUCAAUAGGCACCUUGCAUAGAUAUCACGAUGGUACUUCAUAACCCUAACAACUGGCACUGGGUGAACAAGGAUGUUUCAGCCUGGGCGAAAGAUUACCUUGGAGAGAAGCUGGCCGCCAUCUCCGCGGAGGAAAAUGGAGUGACGGCAAAGGUGUCCAAAAUCGUCAGUAUGGAUGGGGAUGUCGAUGUUAGCCAACGCAAGGGAAAGGUUAUCACGCUCUUUGAUGUAAAAUUGACAUUAGAAUUCGAGGGCACAACGGACGAGGAUGAUAGCGUCUCCGGAUCCAUCAAAGUCCCCGAGGUCGCGCAUGACACUGAGGAAGAUGAGUAUGUCUUCGAUAUUAGUCUUUACUCGGAGUCUGCAUCCAAGCAGCCGGUGAAAGAUCUAGUGCGUUCAAAGAUUGUGCCACAGCUACGCACAGAGCUCGCUAAGUUGGCCCCUGCGUUGAUUGCAGAGCACGGCAAAGAUAUCCAGCAUGCGCCAGGAUCCAACCCGUCCAGUGGCUUUGCUACACCCAAGUAUCUUUCAAGCGAUGUGCAAUCGUCUUCCAAACCCGCGACUCAGACAACCACAACCACCACACGCAAGCAAGCCGUGAACACCGUUACCGUGAAUGCGUCUGAUGAGUUCCGUACCACCGCGGAAGAGAUGUAUACCACCUUCACUGAUCCUCAACGCCUUGCCGUCUUCACCCGUGCGCCUCCAAGACGCUUUGACGGUGCCCAGGUUGGCGGCAAGUUCUCCAUCUUUGAUGGAAAUGUUACUGGCGAGUUUGUAAAACUUGAACAGCCGACUCUUAUCGUCCAGAAGUGGCGUCUUGCUCAGUGGCCGGAGGACCAUUAUAGCACCCUAGAAAUUAGAUUCGACCAGAACGACGUUGACUGCGUUACUACCUUGCAUGUCAAAUGGGAUGGCGUCCCCGUCGGCCAAGAAGAUGUUGUGCAGCGAAAUUGGGACGUGUACUACGUCAGAAGCAUCAAGCAAGCUUUCGGGUUUGGCACUAUACUCUGAUCCGAUCUGGCUCUUCCACGAAAAGUCCAUGUCGGGCAAUAGACAUUUAGAAUUACCGACUGGAAACAUUACCCUGAUGGAUUGGCCUUGUCGACCGUCCAACCCCUUUGCAUUGGUUUCAGCGUUUAGGCGUUCGUUAGUGUUUUUCCACUUUUAAAUUUUGCCCCUCAGCAUUGGCAUGUUUUCGAGGAGUCUUGACAGACCGGUAUAAAGGAACGGAAAGAUAGAUGGGAUUUCUGUGCCCACUGUCGGCAGAUAAUUUUUCUUUCAAGAAUGAGAAUAUGACUGAUGUGAAAUGCAAUAUGUACCUUAUGACCGCUAUAUUAGCAUUCUGAUAAGCUCAUUGUCGCUCA